AUGGCUGCAAUUGACCAAAAUGGAUAUGCCAUUCAGUACGCAUCUGAAGAAAUUAGAAAUGAUAGGGAGAUUGUUAAAAGAUCCAUUUCAAGAGCUGGAUGUGCACUUCGAUAUAUUGCCGAGGAAUUGAAACAAGAUAGAGAGAUAGUGAUGGAAGCUGUUAAUGAAAAUGCAAUGGCUCUUGCAGACGUAUGUAAUUAUUUUGGAAAUGAUAGAGAAAUAGUAUCAUUGGCUGUUAAUACUGAUGGAAAUAUUAUUAGAUUUGCAAGUCCUGAAUUGAGAAACGAUAAGGAAAUUGCAAUGCAAGCUCUUAAGAAAAAAGGAAUGUCCAUUAAAUACCUGUCAGAAAAUUUGAGAAAUGAUAAGGAAGUUGCUAUGCAAGCUCUUCAAAGUUGUGGUAUAACAGGAAGGAGUUUUGGAUUGUACAUACAUACAAAAGAAUCACCAUUAGAUUAUUUAUCUGAAAGUGUUAGAAAUGAAAUUGAAUACGAAAUGAACAUGAGAUAA
This is a messenger RNA of Naegleria gruberi, 507 nucleotides long. RefSeq lists its product as uncharacterized. Bases 1 to 507 code for a protein of 168 amino acids. The transcript has a single exon. The record is from RefSeq and is a predicted model, not a curated record. NCBI's taxonomy places the organism in Eukaryota, Heterolobosea, Eutetramitea, Acrasida, Naegleriidae.